AGUGGCUCUGUUUUACUGCUAACUGGUCCUUCUGGAAGUGGAAAGACUGCAACUAUACAAAUAUUAGCAAAAGAUCUUGGUGUUCAGGUGCAAGAAUGGACCAAUCCAGUACCUUUAGACUUUACAAAAGAAGACUUAAGAAAUAUGUUUGACCAGGACUCAAAUUUUCAUACGUUUCCGAGUCAGGCCCAAGCAGCUCUCUUUCAAGAUUUUCUAUUAAGAGCAAAUAAGUAUAACAAACUUCAGAUGCUUGGGGAGUCCUCAGAAAAUGAUAAAAAGCUUAUUCUUAUUGAAGACAUACCUAACCAAUUCUAUCGAGACCCAAGUAGUCUACAUGAAAUUCUCAGGAGAUUUGUUCGUACAAGUAGAUGUCCCCUUAUAUUUAUAAUCUCGGAUAACUUCAGUGGAGACAACAACCAGAGGUUACUAUUCCCAACAGAAAUUCUAGAGGAGUUAUGUAUAUGCAAUAUUAGUUUCAAGCCUGUUGCACCAACAAAUAUGAUGAAAGUUCUUAAUCGAAUAGCUGCAACAGAAGCUAGUAUGAACAGAGAAAAAAAUUACGCUCUUGACAAAACUUCUCUGGAGUUGCUUUGCAGAGGUUGUUCAGGUGAUAUAAGAAGUGCAAUAAACAGUCUUCAAUUUUCUUCUAUGAAAAACUGCUCAUUGGAGAAGGAGUUUUGGUCAAGGAAGAAAAGGAGCUCCACACUAAAAUGUGAAGCAGCAGCAGUAUCUAAAGUAAGAAAGGAAAGUAAAUCUGAUACUUCAGAAGACCAGGAGAUACAAGCUAUUGGUGGCAAAGAUGCUUCCAUCUUUCUUUUCCAUGCUCUGGGGAAAAUAAUUUACUGCAAAAGAGAACCAGUGUCAGAAUUUCCUCAGCUGCCUGCUCACUUAUCAGAAUACCGUCGAGACACCUUGCUUAUUCAGCCUGAGGAUAUUGUGGAAAAAUCGCAUAUGUCUGGAAGCAUGUUUAAUUUAUACCUUCACCAGAACUUUGUAGACUUUUUUUCUGAUAUCGAUGAUGUAGUGAGAGCUAGUGAAUAUUUGAGCACUGCUGAUGUCCUUUGUAGUAAUUGGAGUACACGGCUUGUGAUGGAAAAAUAUAGCGCAUCUGUGGCUACCCGAGGAGUGAUACAUUCAAAUACAUCCAGAGCCUUUGCCCACCACCAAGGAGGAAUGGGGUUCCGACCUUUACAUAAACCCCAGUGGUUCUUCAUCAAUAAAAAGUAUCAAGAAAACUGCCUUGCUGCAAAAUCUCUGUUUUCAAGCUUUUGUUUACCACCUGAGUGUCUUCAGACAGAGCUAUUGCCUUAUCUUGCUAUGUUAGCAAAUCCGAUGAGAAACCAGGCUCAGAUUGCUUUUAUCCAAGACGUUGGGAGGCUACCGCUGAAAAGACAUUUUGGGAGGUUAAAGCUUGAAACGCUUACUGACAAAGAUCCUGGGAUACCAGACUUAUUUCUUAGCUCUGAGGGGGACGGUGCCAAUGUGCAUGCUGUGGAGACGGCUGUACAGAUGGAGAAAAACAGAACGAGUGAGAAUGAGUCGGAUGCAUUCCCUCUCUCUUCUAGCCAGUGCAGUGGAAGCGAACUGCCUUGCAGUCAGCCUCAGCCUGUUGCAGCUCAAGCAAUCAUGGAGGAAGAUGAAUUAAAAAUAGAGGAAUAUGAUAGUGACUGAGUACAACAAAAUACCGGACACUGACUUGCCCGAAUAGAUUAAUACGCUAAAAGGUCUUUGCUAAAGAGAGUAUGGUCUGCUCAAAAGUACUGCUUUAGCUACUUUGGUGGGCUAGGAGGCCAAGACUAAACAUGCCAUG
Messenger RNA from Phaethon lepturus (White-tailed tropicbird), 1810 nucleotides. It is a transcript of the gene RAD17, whose product is annotated as RAD17 homolog (S. pombe). The transcript is spliced from 13 exons. The record is from RefSeq and is a predicted model, not a curated record. Gene Ontology annotation, molecular function: ATP hydrolysis activity; DNA clamp loader activity; chromatin binding. Gene Ontology annotation, cellular component: Rad17 RFC-like complex; nucleus. NCBI's taxonomy places the organism in Eukaryota, Metazoa, Chordata, Aves, Phaethontiformes, Phaethontidae. Gene Ontology annotation, biological process: DNA damage checkpoint signaling; mitotic DNA replication checkpoint signaling; DNA repair. The annotation marks the transcript as partial.